AUGUCGAGAUUUUUCAACUCCGUACUUCUUAUCUCUCUCCUCCUCUCUGUCGUUCAUGCGGCUGCAGUAGUCACUAGUGCAGGAGGCUUUAUGAGCAAAUGCGAGGCCUCUACCUUCAAAUUCUACGACGACAUCGAAUUAGGUCCUGCUCCUCAAUUUACCUUUACCAUAACACCUAUUCUCUCGGGUCUCUGUCCUGAUUCUUCUGGCCACAUGUCAAAUUCUACUUUGAAUUUGAAUACAUGUCUCGGAAACAAUGAUGCCCAUCUUGUCUGGCAGAGAAAUGGCAUGUUCCAAAACUCCUGCGGCUGUUCACUCCAAAUGCCAAACCUCUGCUGUGGUUGCGGUAAAGCAAACGGCGGCACAGUUCCAAGCGGUGUCUGCGUUGAUCUCAAUAAGGGAAUCGCAACUUCAGGCGGAAAAUUGAAUUGUGAUAGUCUUCCCGGCAAUUAA
Molecule: messenger RNA, 453 nt
Organism: Botrytis byssoidea
Lineage: Eukaryota; Fungi; Ascomycota; Leotiomycetes; Helotiales; Sclerotiniaceae
Exons: 4
Coding region: 1-453 (150 amino acids)
Source: RefSeq, a predicted model, not a curated record